GUUUUGCGGAUUCAUCUCUCUCUUCUCUGAGAAAGACUAUGACAAGUUUCGCUUUCUUCUCUCCUAUCGGCGAUUGAAGAAGCGAACUCAGAGUUUUUUGCUUUUUCUCUGUACUCUCUUUAUAAUCUUUCAGAGAGAUUAAAGCUUUUUCUCUCAUAUCUUCGAUCAUGGGAUCGAAGUUUUAGUGUAUAUCGGAUUCCAACUUGAUCGGAUAAUAAUGUUCCGGUUUUGACUGGAUUAGCUAGCCCUUUCUUCUCUGGAUUUGGACCUCUAUAAAUGAUUUGAGGCGGUGGCAAAUAGAUCUGGCGGUGAGUAUCGAGCUUCCUUCUUCAACUUUUGGAUCAUCCUCUUUCGGCUAGGAGAUUGAACUCUCCUUAAGUCUCUUUUUUUAAGAGCCAUAUGGCGUUGGGUGACGUGGUCUAGAGUCAAAGACGAUCGAUGUUGAUUUCAUCAGAGAUGUAAGCUUCCAACAAGUUUAAUCGGGGUCUAAUCAGAGAAGAAUCAAGCGGUUAAGGAACAACAAUUUGAGGAAGAUGAAGAUCCAUUAGAGUUCACAUAGAUGGUUACACUCUCCGGAUUAUCGGUUUCCUACGGAGCUCUGACCGGUUAUGAAUUGACGGCAUCUUCAAACUGUGAGCCGACAUCUACCCAAAAUCUGCAGUGUGUAUUUACACGUAUUUUAGAUUUUAAUAUUGGGCUUAAAUGAGAUUAAGUUUAAAUGAAAUUGAGCGAUUGAUUUGAUUUUUAAUGUAUGGGUUUGGGCCUCAAUUUUGCUGUAAAUUGCCCGUUUUGAAGCCUUCCUUAUAAAACGAGUUGACCACAAAAAAAACUAAUCUCUCUCUUCUCUGUUUCUUACUUUCUUGACUCUUUCUCUCUCUCUCAAUCUCCCAGGGUUUAGGGUUUAAGGCUCUCCAAUAAAUUUGGGUUUACGCUAACAGAUUCUGAUUCAUCAACUCGCUUUCGUGCUUGUGUGUUAUCCUCUUAAGAUUAGCGAAUCACUCAAUUUCGAGCAAUUUCUCAGUAAAUUUCCAUUUUUCUGGUUAUAGCCUUGAACCACUUGGGCUUUGGAAUCACCAGAACAAAGUCGAAGGCUUUUUCUGAGAGGGGCUUUUAUGGCGUUUAAAUCAAAGCCAAGAUCUGAAAUGGAUAUUCCAGACCGAUCUGCAAAUCAACAAUCGGAAGACGCAAAAAUUGAUAUCUUGAAGUGUGCAAAUCAGAUGGAUGAGUUUCAAGAGGAAGAAGAGGUUUCGUGUCAAUCCUCUUCGAGUUCUUUUGGUGAUUCAAUGUGUGCUAGUGAUGAUGAUGAAUUUGGUUUCGAAGCCCAAUCAAUGUUGAGCAAAGAUUAUCCAUUGCCUGAAACUUAUGAUGAUGGGACUGACUUUUUGGGUCUGAGGAAGAAGAAGCUGACGGAUGAGUGGAGGCGAUUUUGCCAGCCUUUAAUGUGGCGAUGCAAGUGGUUAGAGCUCAAGGUUAAAGAAAUUGAGUCUCAAGCAAAAGUGUAUGAGAACGAAGUUAGAAGUUACUAUGAGACUAAACAGUUUGAUCUGGAGAAGUCGAAAUUGAAAGGCUUUGAUGGGAGAUCGAUUCCUUUUCACGACCAAACUCAGAGGAUGAAUGUUUUCAAGAGAGGAAGAAGGAAAAGAGUGGAAGAUACAACAGAUGUUGCAGCUUAUAUGUCUAGCCAUAACGUUUUCUCUUAUGCAGAAAAGCGGAAGCCAGCAACUUUCAAGGCUCAGUAUCCUGUUCCAGAUUUUGGUACAGGCCGCAAAGCUAUGUGCAAGGAAGAUGAAACUGAAGAUGAUUGUCUUGUUUCUGAGUUAGAUUGUUCUGAUGAUUUUCUAGCAAAGAUUCUGUGUAAGAUUGAUGAGGCGCAGGAUAAAGCGAAAAGAUUGAGGAAGCGUGUUGAUCAGUUGAUGUGCGAAUCUCAAACUGCUCAUACAUCAUUGAUGCCUCGAACAAUAGCUCGAUGUCGAAGUGACUUUACGGUGCAUACUGUUAAGCACCAAGCUCUUGUGGAAGAACCAUUGAUGCCUCAUACAGCAGCUCAUAGUCAGAGAGAAGCGACUGUGCAAAUUGGGAGGCAACGUAUAUCUGCUGAUCAUACCGAAGAUUUAUUGAUACCGCAAGCUCCUCUCGUUCAAAGCGAUGGACAGUGUUUGACUAACAACUCUCCACUUUCAUCUGGAGGUUUAAGAUUUAAUACUUUCCUUGAAGAUCUGCUGAUGGAUGAUGAACCAGAGAUGAAUGAUGACGAAGCAGAAACGGGCGAAGAACAGCUUGACUAUUUCAGGAAGCUAAUGAAUGAGAUUACAGGUGCGCAUCCAUCAGACGAAGCAGAUGAAGAAGAAGAUCCUACACCGGUCGCUAAGAGGCAUAAAACCUCUCACUGAAGCUCUCUCUCUCUGUGUACAGAGCCUUAUCAUCCUGCUUGAUCAGCCAAAACCCAUUAAGCUCUUCGAAAGCAGUAAUAUUGGUUGGUAUAUUCUGUUCAUUCUUCUUCUCUCGACUGACUCUUUGCAUUUGGCUUUUUGAGAGUUAUGAGACCACAAUAGGUUUCAGAGUUUGUGAAUAGCUAAGUUGCUUAGAAUCUUAUCAUAGGCUAUUUUUCCUUGUUCUAUAUCAUGAGACCUUUUCUGAUUCAUAAAUUCAAAUCUUUGAGGGCUUUUCUUGU
Eutrema salsugineum is the source of this 2671-nucleotide messenger RNA. RefSeq lists its product as uncharacterized. Lineage: Eukaryota; Viridiplantae; Streptophyta; Magnoliopsida; Brassicales; Brassicaceae. The record is from RefSeq and is a predicted model, not a curated record. The coding region runs from base 1113 to 2390 and encodes 425 amino acids. The transcript has 5 exons.